CGAUAUGAUGCCAGCUCUUGCCUCUCUCGAUCGCCCCUCCUCGCCACCGCUCUGCAAGGAGGAAGAUGUGGCGUCGCAGGCUAUGGAGCUGGCGAUGAUGGCGCAGUGGCCGAGCUUGAGCACAGCCAGCGUCAAGGAUUUGGAUGGAAUUGCUGCUGUUGUUGGGCAAAGGGCGCUCUUUGGAGGAGCUUCUUCUUCUUCCUCUGUCCCGCCGCUGCUCGAGAUUGCGCCGCUCGCGAUCGCGUCAAGCUCUUCAUCGUCUCCUCCACCGGAGAAGAGCUCCAGCGCCCCCGCCGGCGCGAGCUCCUCCUCCAUUUCCAGCUCGCCCAGGGCGUUUCGUGGAGUGAGGAAGAGGCCGUGGGGGCGAUGGUCCGCGGAGAUCCGCGACCGAAUUGGGCGAUGCCGCCACUGGCUCGGGACGUUCGACACGCCCGAGGACGCCGCCCGCGCCUACGACGCCGCCGCUCGCAAGCUCCGCGGCGCCAAAGCUCGCACCAAUUUCUCCGUGCCGAGCUCCUCCAUCUUCCCACUCCCGCCACUUCCUCAUCGGCCUUCGACACCCUCGCCAUCAAUCUCAUCGCGGGGAGCAGCUCCAUCUUCCCCGGCAUUGUCAUGGCUCGAUCUCAAACUCGGGAGCUCCGGGGGAUCAUCCUCCCCGAAGCAAAGGCCGAGCGGUGGAUUACCUCCCACUCCAAGCAAGCUGGAGCUGGAUUGAAAAGAACAAAAGCAGGAUCCAUCUCUACACAAAAGCCUAGAGAGGUUUUUUUCUUUCAGGUCUCUCCAGAAAGUACCACUGAGCUAAAAGACAGGAGAGCUAGAUUCGAUCAAUUUUUACUCUCUGUGCACGAAUAUAUUUUACGAAUUUGGGCAGACGUCCUCUCCCUAUCAAUCUAGUUUCUUUUCUCUCCCUCUCUUUUAUAAAUUAUGAAACCAUUUAUCA
Selaginella moellendorffii is the source of this 940-nucleotide messenger RNA. RefSeq names its product ethylene-responsive transcription factor FZP. The record is from RefSeq and is a predicted model, not a curated record. Gene Ontology annotation, biological process: regulation of DNA-templated transcription. The transcript is spliced from 2 exons. Bases 5 to 715 code for a protein of 236 amino acids. Gene Ontology annotation, molecular function: DNA binding; DNA-binding transcription factor activity. Lineage: Eukaryota; Viridiplantae; Streptophyta; Lycopodiopsida; Selaginellales; Selaginellaceae.